AUGCCGUCAGAAGAAGAAACCAAGGCGACUCGACAAGCUCUCCAGACCGCUUCAACGCCACCAUCAGCCUCCUUGUUCAGCACUCUCAUCACCGCGAACCACAUUUUGCACCAUCAUGAAGUCGUAGACGCAUACGGUCACGUAUCAGUCCGCAAUCCCCAAAAUCCCAAGACUUUCUUCCUCAGUAGAUCUCUUGCACCAGCUCUCGUCUCAGAACGCGAAGAUUUGGAAGAAUAUUACGUCGAGGAUGCCAGUCCCGUGCAAGAAGGCGAGGGCCCAAAAGGCUAUGCCGAGAGGUUUAUACACAGUGAAGUGUACAAGAAGUAUAAGGGAGUGAAUAGCGUGGUGCAUAGUCACUCUGAGGCUGUCAUUCCAUUUGGAAUCAGCAGUGUUCCACUAAGACCGGUGUUCCACAUGGGAGGAGUUAUGGGCCACCAAGUCCCAGUCUAUGACAUUGCCAACCACUACACCACGUCCGACUCUCUGCACUCGCUCCUCGUAACAAACCAGCACCUGGGCGCAGGCCUCGCUGCCGGAUUCAAUCCCUCGUCAUCACUGGCCAAAGGYGUUACAGCCAUCAAAAACUACCUGACAUCCUCCUCAUCCACCGAGGUUGACUUCCCUCCUAGCCCAACGGUCCUGAUGCGCGGCCAUGGAAUGACAGUCGUAGGAACGAGCAUCGAAGAAGCAGUUUAUCGCUCAAUCUACGCUUGCACCAAUGCCCGUGUCCAGACAACUGCCAUGCUCAUGCAAGGCGGCUAUAAUCUGGGGCUAAUCGCGGGACGCUUCGGCCAGGGUGGCGGGGAGAAAGGAGCGAAUCCUGGACCAGCGAAGCAAGAGGGUAUUCACUUCCUUAACGAGCGAGAGAGCAGAGAUGCCUGGACGCAAAAUCAGAGACAUGCGGAGCGGCCUUGGAAGCUUUGGUGUCGAGAAGUGAAGGAACUGGGGUUGUAUUCCAACAAACUCGGAGAUCCGCCUGGUUCGUAG
This is a messenger RNA of Ramularia collo-cygni, 987 nucleotides long. RefSeq lists its product as uncharacterized. The record is from RefSeq and is a predicted model, not a curated record. Gene Ontology annotation, biological process: pentose catabolic process. Gene Ontology annotation, cellular component: cytosol. Gene Ontology annotation, molecular function: aldehyde-lyase activity. Bases 1 to 987 code for a protein of 328 amino acids. NCBI's taxonomy places the organism in Eukaryota, Fungi, Ascomycota, Dothideomycetes, Mycosphaerellales, Mycosphaerellaceae. The transcript is spliced from 2 exons.